Molecule: messenger RNA, 278 nt
Organism: Lottia gigantea (owl limpet)
Lineage: Eukaryota; Metazoa; Mollusca; Gastropoda; Lottiidae
Exons: 3
Biological process (GO): cell surface receptor protein tyrosine kinase signaling pathway; positive regulation of kinase activity; protein phosphorylation
Cellular component (GO): signaling receptor complex
Molecular function (GO): transmembrane receptor protein tyrosine kinase activity; ATP binding
Source: RefSeq, a predicted model, not a curated record
ANAUAUCAGAUUUUGGUCUGGCCAGAAAGGUCGGAGAAGAUUACAGCUAUACGUCUAGAUCAAAGCGACCUCUACCAAUAUUAUGGAUGGCGCCGGAAGCUAUAUUUAACGACCGGACCAGUAAUAAAAGCGAUGUUUGGUCGUAUGGUAUUUUAUUUUGGGAGAUGAUCACUUUGGGGUCGCGACCCUAUCCUGGUAAAUCAGGACCGCAGGUUCUAGAGAUGUUAAAACAGGGAGAGAGAUUGGAUAAUCCUUCUCAUUCUACUUCAGAAAUGUAA